ACCGAACCGAGCCAAUCUUUGAUUCUUUUUUUUACUCAUUUAUUGUAAUAAUACCGAGUAAUAAUUUACAAAACGCAAUGUCUCAACAAGAAGACAAGUUCCAGCGAUAUGCGACAGAGUACGAUCCAGUGAAAAUUGGCUCGAUCGAUGGUACGGAUACGACACCGCACGACCGAGCCAUCCUCCGGGCACUUGAGUCAGAGUAUGUCCCCAACAAGUCAGCGCGAGGGGACCCGCGGCACACCAUAUUCGUGGCACGACUGCACCCUAGAACGACCCAGGAUACCCUCAUAUCAGAAUUCUCCGGCUGCGGCAAAAUCCUACACUGCCGUCUAGUCAAGGACAUAGUGACCGGUAAAUCCAAGCAGUACGCCCUCAUAGAGUUCGAACGGACCUCCGACGUCGAGCGGGCUCUACAAAAACAUAAAGAAUACAUCGAUAACACAGAAGUUAUCGUUGAAAGAGAGGUGGGAAGAGUUAUGAAAGGUUGGAAGCCUCGGAGGCUCGGGGGAGGGUUUGGAGGGAAUAAGAACUCUGGACAGCUCAGGUUCGGAUGUAGGGAUAGGCCUUUCAAGAGGCCUAUUAAGGUUGGAGAGGAUAGGAGAGAUUGAGGAGAAUUGAGACGAAAAAUAAGCAAAAUUUGGACUGAGUCACCUUUGCGCUACGACAUGGGAUUCUUCAAGAAGCGGGUAUGUCGGGUACUCAAGGGCAUAAAUCCUCCUCCGAUGUUGCUUGUGUCCACGGACGGACAUGUAACGUAAACAAAUGAAUUUCAAACAUGGGGGCCACUUGGGGGGUAAAUGAGGAAAUUAAAAAAUAAAGUUUUUCAAACUAUAGCGUGCUAUAUAUCAAAUGAAAGAGCUCAUUGUGAGAAUCUUAACUAUAUAUUGAAAAUGACGGACGCAUUGUAACUCUAGACCGGCAAGUUGCGUCACCGUACGACUUUUCGAACUAAGUACGAAAGAACUACUAAAAAGGAAGAACUAGAAAGGUAUCAUUGGCUUUCCAUUGAUCGUUACUGAACGCGAUAUAAUAUCAUUGUAAUAACAUGUUACUAACAACCAAGUGUAUGGUUCGCAAUAAAAGAUUCUA
Molecule: messenger RNA, 1092 nt
Organism: Cydia strobilella
Lineage: Eukaryota; Metazoa; Arthropoda; Insecta; Lepidoptera; Tortricidae
Product: U11/U12 small nuclear ribonucleoprotein 35 kDa protein-like
Exons: 3
Coding region: 78-611 (177 amino acids)
Biological process (GO): mRNA splicing, via spliceosome
Cellular component (GO): precatalytic spliceosome; U12-type spliceosomal complex
Molecular function (GO): mRNA binding; snRNA binding
Source: RefSeq, a predicted model, not a curated record